Molecule: messenger RNA, 1680 nt
Organism: Cercospora beticola
Lineage: Eukaryota; Fungi; Ascomycota; Dothideomycetes; Mycosphaerellales; Mycosphaerellaceae
Biological process (GO): carotene catabolic process
Molecular function (GO): carotenoid dioxygenase activity
Source: RefSeq, a predicted model, not a curated record
AUGGUAACCGAGCAGAAGCCCGUCGGUUACAAUUGGCAUAUCGUCACGGAAGAUGAGCUCAACUAUGCUCCGCCCUACGUUCGCGAUGUUCCAGAAACCCCAACGGAGGUCGCGUCUGAUAUUUUCAAACAAAGGGUUGGCGCUGGCCGAUUCACGGUUCCCAUCUCAGAGGAUGAGUCCAAGCCCAAAGUGGUCAUUCAGCAUCUCUUUGAUGGGCUGGGGAUUGUGCACAAGUUUCGUAUCAUCAAUGGUCAGGUCUACUACAUGAGUCGAUACAACCAUGAGGGAAUUCUUCGAAGGGCGAAGAAGGAUGGGUACCUUGGAAGUUCCUUCAUGGGGCCCAACCCAAACACCCCUCUGUUCCAAGCCCAAGAUCCUUGUUCUGCCUUGCUAGGACCUCAGCAAAUCGUAUACUAUCCGAGUGAGAAUCCGGAACCGGACGAUUUCAGCGCCAGCGUGCAGCCACGCCGCGGUAUGCACCUCCCGAUCGAUCGCAACCCCAACUCGAGAGGAACUCAGGCAGAAGACCCGGCCACCCAAGAGAUUAUCGUUCACACCGACUGGAACGCGAUACAAAUCUGUGAUGCGAAGACUCUUGAACCGAAACGGUUGCUCACCCAUGCGACCAUCGACCCCGAGCUGUCCGGGAGCGGUUGUUGCGCGCAUCCCGUCCACGAUCGCAGGAGAGGGCAGACCUACAAUUACUUGAUCGACGCAGCCGGCGUCAUGUAUGUUUUCGCACUGGAUGUGGUGUCCAGGCCGGCGGCUCUCCUGUGGAAGUGUGCACUGCCAUGCAAGCCCUGUUACACGCAUGCUCUUGCGGCGACCGACAAGUAUGUUGUAUUUGUGAGAAACCCGGUCUCUAUAGACACGAGUGACCCCACCAAACCUAUAAUCGAAGCGAUGGUGUGUGAGCACGACUCCCCUGUAUUCUUCUACGUGGUGGACAAAGCUGAUGGCAAGCUUGUCGCAUCCUAUGAGGUGCCGAACUUCUACUUCUUCCACACUGCCAACGCCUACGACUAUGUAGAUCCUCAGACUGGAAACAUCAAUGUUCACGUCGAUAUCGCCAGCUACAAGGCGGACCACUAUCCGUACGCGGAGUACGCCAUCUCAAACAUCCUCUCGCCUCUCAAGCCAUAUCAAGUCGGCAGGCUUGUCCGAUACGAAUUGGCAGCCGUGAACACGAGAGAUCCGUAUGUUGUCGCCCGCGGUACUGUCAAGACCGCGAUCCCCGACAUGGCGGCCGAGCUCCCACGCAUCUCCAAACCCGCCUCGACGGACCCGAAUUAUCGUUACGUGUACGGUGUCUCGGGGAAUGGAAUAUCCGCUCCAGGCACUCAGGUACCCAUCGGCCGUCUCGGUAACGGCGUAGGAAUAACCCACGCAUCAUUCUACGGCCACCUCUUCAAAUCGGAUUGGCAGACGGGCACGUUCAAAGCCUGGAUUCCAGAACAUGGGGAAAGCUGUCCCACGGAGCCCAUAUUUAUUCAGCGCCCUGGUGCGACCGAGGAGGAUGAUGGGAUCGUGAUCACCAUCACCAUCAACAAAGAGGGAACAAAUAGCAUUCUCGUUGCGCUGGAUGGCAAAACAUUCAAGGAAGUGGCAAGGGCGGAUAUGCCGCAGGUGUAUGGGCUUGGGCCGCAUGGUACAUUCAUCGAAGGUGAUUUUGGCCUGUAG